AUGGAAGGUACUAUAACGAAUCUUAACGAGAGUGGUGAUUCGGGUAAAACGACUACAGACGCUCAAAACACUACAUCAGAUAGCACUGAAGCAGUAGAAAUGAAAACGGAUGUGUCGUGUGCAGAGGAAGUGCAGAAGGAGACAGAGGUUUCGAAUGGUAAUGCAGAUCAUUCGCCUGAUGAUGAAGAGAAGGAUCAACGAGAUGGCGACAGCAGUGGCUUAGAUGAGGAUGAAUAUGAAGUAGAACGUAUUUUGGGAGUGAAAAUAGAUGAAGGAAUGCUGAAGUAUGAGGUUCGAUGGAAGGGUUACGGAUCGGGAGAAGAUUCAUGGGAGCCAGAAGAGAAUCUCGAAUCGGCAAGGCUUAUUCUUGAUGAAUACAUCGCAAAUAAUAUAGAAAAGAGGAAAAAUCUGAAGGCACCAAAAAGAUCAAAUCGACGGAGCAAUCGCGUGAGUGACCCAAAAGUGAAAUUGUCUGACAGUGACACUGACAAUGACGAUGAUGCGAGCGACAGAAUGAAAGAGCAGAAGAAGGAAGAGAAUGAUAACGGUGGAGAGAACUCUUCAAAUGAGUCUGAUGAUGACGAUUUUGCUUCGUUACCGCGACCUCGUAAAAAAAAGAAGAAAACGAUCCAGCAUCCUAGGGCUACAAGAGAGAGCUCACGUCGUGGUGAAGAACCAAUUUCGAAGGAACCUUGUCCACGAAAUCCGAAAUACGCAUGGCUCUAUGAUGAUACAGAGGAUGUUGAAUUGGAUGAUGAUUCUGAACGAAAAAAUUUGUCCAAAAAAGAGAAUGAAACUGGAGAAGUAUCACCGAGAAGCAAAAAACGUUCUGUGCCAUCGUCGACUCGAAGCAGGAAAUCGCCAAGUAAAGAAUCAGAUCCAAUUAAACGCAACAGCAGCAAUCUUUCCAUCGAUGUCGAUGAGCAAGUAAAACGCAAGCGAGAAACUAUCACAUCUGAAAUGAAAAAGUCGACGAACGGUUCGACACAGAAUGGUUGUGUUAGUGAUCCAAAGGGAGAUGAACAGUUCGAAAUAGCUGGUGUUUUGAAAUUGGAGUGUGGUUCAGUGAAAGUACUCUGUCGGAAGAAUGGCGAUACCAUCUCAGAACUUGUUUCUGUUCAAGAGAUGGUUAAGAGAGAUGCGUUGAAAUUCGUCAAUUAUCUCUUAUCAAGGGGAGUGUUUUCGCAAGAUUCAACAGCGUAA
Messenger RNA from Anisakis simplex (herring worm), 1203 nucleotides. The record is from the annotation of a GenBank genome assembly. NCBI's taxonomy places the organism in Eukaryota, Metazoa, Nematoda, Chromadorea, Rhabditida, Anisakidae.